CUUCCGGUCGGCAGCGUGUUCAAGUUCCAUGGUCCGUAAGUAGCUGUGGUCCGAAUCAAUCUAAACUGGACAUUUGUAAGGUGUACUUGAACACAAGUCGACAUGGUAAAAUUGUCUGCAGAGUUGAUUGAGCAGGCCGCUCAGUACACCAACCCCGUGCGAGACAGAGAACUUGAUCUGCGUGGUUAUAAAAUACCCGUCCUUGAAAACCUUGGCGCCACUCUGGACCAGUUUGACACCAUAGAUUUCUCCGACAAUGAAAUCAGGAAGCUUGAUGGUUUUCCGUUGUUAAAGCGGCUUAAAACUCUAAUAAUGAACAACAACAGAAUAUGCCGAAUAGGUGAGAACCUUGAACAGUCCUUACCUAGUAUGAAGGAGCUCAUUCUCACAAACAACAACAUUCAGGAGCUGGGUGAUCUUGACCCUCUUGCCACAGUGAAGACACUGACACUCCUCAGCCUGUUAAGAAAUCCCGUAACCAACAAGAAGCACUAUCGGCUCUAUGUAAUAAACAAAAUUCCCCAAGUUCGCGUUCUUGAUUUUCAGAAAGUCAAGCUGAAGGAACGACAAGAGGCGGAGAAAAUGUUCAAAGGCAAACGCGGUGCUCAGCUUGCAAAGGAUAUUGCCAAGCGUACAAAAACGUUUACCCCUGGGGCUGUACUUCAGGCUGACAAGAAAAGGACAGGACCCUCUCCUGCUGAUGUGGAGGCUAUAAAGAAUGCCAUUGCCAGUGCAACAUCACUGGCAGAAGUGGAGAGGCUGAAGGGAAUGCUCCAGUCUGGACAGAUUCCAGGCCGAGACUUCAGACAAGCAGGUGCCCCGGGCAUGGUGGAGGAGGAGGAAGAGGAGGAGGAGGAAGAGAACGAGUCCAUGCAAACAGAAUCUGAGAUGCAGACGGAUGAAGGUGUUGUGAGAGGACAGAUGGAGGAGGAGGGGGAGGGUGAAGAGGAUGGUGGAGAGGAAGAUGGCGGAGAAGAGGAUGAUAUGGAUGAAGACUCACACGUGAAUGGAUCUAGUUAAGAAUUUGUAAAGUUCAAGUGGUUGCUUUAUGUUUCUGUUUUACAUCCUGAGAGGAUGUUGUAUCAGUGUAUGCCUUUUUAUGUUGCUUUUUGCUUUGUAAGAUAAAAAAAAAUAAAGGUUUUUUUGUUUUUUUUUAAAUAAAGAUCUUUGUAAAUACCA
This is a messenger RNA of Alosa sapidissima (American shad), 1179 nucleotides long. It is a transcript of the gene snrpa1, whose product is annotated as small nuclear ribonucleoprotein polypeptide A'. Gene Ontology annotation, biological process: mRNA splicing, via spliceosome. The coding region runs from base 103 to 1020 and encodes 305 amino acids. Gene Ontology annotation, cellular component: U2 snRNP. Lineage: Eukaryota; Metazoa; Chordata; Actinopteri; Clupeiformes; Clupeidae. The record is from RefSeq and is a predicted model, not a curated record. Gene Ontology annotation, molecular function: protein binding; U2 snRNA binding. The transcript is spliced from 9 exons.